UGGGCAGCCUCGGCCCCUGUGCGUAGUGCGUGUCUCUGGCCCCGUGUGGGUUGCGAGGACUGCUGGGAAGAUGGCGGGCGCGGGCAUGGCCGCGGUAGCGGCGUGGGGACCCUGUCGGAGCUGGGGCUGGGCAGCCGUCUCCUCUGGCUCCCACCAUGGCCUCAGCGCGUUGCUUGCUCGGACGCCCCAGCGGGCGCCACGGUGUCUCCCAGCUUGCAGACAAAAGACAUCACUCUCUUUCCUUAAUCGACCAGACCUUCCAAACCUGGCUUAUAAGAGGCUAAAAGGCAAAAGUCCAGGAAUUAUCUUCAUCCCUGGCUAUCUUUCUAAUAUGAAUGGUACAAAAGCAUUGGCGAUUGAAGAGUUUUGCAAAUCUCUAGGUCACGCCUACAUAAGGUUUGACUACUCAGGAGUUGGAAGUUCAGAUGGCAACUUACAAGAAAGCACAGUGGGAAAAUGGAGAAAAGAUGUUCUUUCUAUAAUUGAUGACUUAGCCAUUGGACCCCAGAUACUAGUUGGAGCUAGCCUUGGUGGGUGGCUCAUGCUUCAUGCUGCAAUUGCCCGACCAGAAAAAGUUAUGGCUCUUAUUGGUGUAGCUACAGCUGUAGAUGGCUUAGUGACACAGUUUAAUCAGCUUCCUGUUGAACUGAAAAAAGAAGUAGAGAUGAAAGGUGUGUGGGCCAUGCCAUCAAAAUACCAUGAAGAAGGAAAGUAUCACAUUCCAUACAGUUUCAUUAAAGAAGCUGAACAUCACUGCUUGUUACAUAGUCCAAUUCCAGUGAACUGCCCUAUAAGGUUGCUCCAUGGCAUGAAGGAUGAUGUCGUGCCUUGGCAUACAUCCAUGCAGGUUGCUGACCGAGUACUCAGCAAAGAUGUGGAUAUAAUCCUCCGAAAACAUAGUGAUCACCGAAUGAAGGAGAAAGCAGACAUUCAACUUCUUGUUUACACAAUUGAUGACUUAAUUGAUAAGCUUUCAACAAUAGUUAACUAAUACCACAUUUUUAGGUAGCAUGUAAACUAAUAUAUCCACAAAAUUGAAAGAGGGAUAACAAAUAAAAGAUCCUGAUACUUUAGGUUUUUCUCUCUUACCAGUGUUUUGUAAAUAUCAGUUAAGUAUGUAUUUAAUGGUGUAUUUGUACAAGUAAUACAAAUUGUGAAGAAAGUACCAGCUGCUAUUCAGAAAACUUUUCCCUUGAUUUUUUUCAUUCAAGUAUUUCCUGUUUUUUUAAUUCAGACAAAGUUUACCUUUUUUACACUUAUGUUAACCCUGCCAGUUCUUAAUUGCAUUAUCUUUUGCUUAAGGUUAUUAGUAAAACUUGAAUAUUUUGGUUUUUGUUUCUUAUAGAUGUAAAUUUGUACAAUAACUUAUGAUUUUAAAAUGCAGUUCAAAAAUAUAAGAAAAUGUUUAUUGAAAUAAAUUUGAAAUGAUUAGAAAAAUGUCUGAAGCAUAAUAAACUUCACAAAAUAAGAAUAUAUGUAACAAAGUAUAAUUUGUAUUAUAUAAGCUGCACAUUAUGUUCAAACUUAAGAUUUUACUUUUCAAAAACUCAAAACUUUUUAGUAAUACCAAUAUACUUCUGAAAUUUGGCUUAUAGGUCAUAUACUUAUUUAAAUGGGAGUUUCAACUUAAUGUAGCACCUUUAUGUUCUGAUUAAUAAAACACUGAUUUUUAUAUAUUAUUACCUAAUUGCAGAAACAUUCAUAAUUUUAUUGAUUUUGCCUUAAGUACUAGCUAGCCAAAUGAUUGCUACCUAAGUCAGCUUUCUGAAGUGUAGAGAUCCGUAAGAAAAUAUGAAAUGCAGGUUUGAAGGUUUUUAUUUUUUAAGUAACUAAAACAAGCCUGUGCAGUAGUCAGCCUUGAUAAUGAGUUGACUUUUUUUUUUUUUAGCUAUUAAUUUUGACUGGACUUUAUUUAGCCUAUUUAAGUUAUGUUUGUCAAACCUUUUAUUAAGUUGACAGCAUGACAUAAAUAUGUAUAUAAAAUAAACAGUCAAAUACUUAUUUAACUUACUAAUGAGUUAACAGCAGUUAGUAAACCUGAUUCAAAGGACAAUUCUAGAAACUGAGUAUAGUGCAAGAAAAAAAAAUGUUAGCAGACCUGACUACUUAUCCUUAGAGACCAGCUUUACAGGGUUGGCUCUUGGCCUAGCAUCUGGGAACUUGGAUUUCAGGGUGCUUUCGCCAUUCCCAGAACUGAUAAAAGUAGUUCACUAUACUUGAACUGCCCAUACAAAAAUGGGGUUUGUACUGAACACCUGCUUUCCUUCUGGGAAUCAGGAAUUUUGAUGUUCCAGGCAGAUAGUGCUCUAUGUGACCAGUUCGCAGUAACAACCCUGGGCUCUUGGUCUCUAACAGGCUUCCUUGGUGGGCAACGGUUCACAUGUGCUAUUACAGCUCGUUGCUGGGAGAACUAACCUCAUCCUGUGUGACUUCACUGGGAGAGGAUUCUUGGACGCUUGCUCCUAGUUUCCCCUGACUUCACCCCACAUGCCUUUUUCCUUUGUUGAUUUUGCUUUGUAUCCUUUCACUCUAAUAAAUCAUAGCUGAGUUUCCUGAAUACUAAUAAAUCA
Messenger RNA from Carlito syrichta (Philippine tarsier), 2570 nucleotides. It is a transcript of the gene ABHD10, whose product is annotated as abhydrolase domain containing 10. Gene Ontology annotation, cellular component: mitochondrion. Bases 71 to 991 code for a protein of 306 amino acids. Gene Ontology annotation, biological process: protein depalmitoylation. Gene Ontology annotation, molecular function: hydrolase activity, hydrolyzing O-glycosyl compounds; palmitoyl-(protein) hydrolase activity. The record is from RefSeq and is a predicted model, not a curated record. NCBI's taxonomy places the organism in Eukaryota, Metazoa, Chordata, Mammalia, Primates, Tarsiidae. The transcript is spliced from 5 exons.